UGCUUCAAAGCAUCAGACGCGUCCCACGCGGGUUUUGACGUUCGGACAUUGGGGAGUACAGCAUUUUGGGCGAAUUUCUGUCGAUUGACAUAUCCGUGAUAUGGUUACGGCAGAUAUGGCGUCUUCAGAGCCUAUCCACCCUCCAGUCACCUGGGCACAGCGGAAUCACCUCAUAUUUCUCACAAUAUAUGUAGAAGAUGCAAAAAACCCUGAAAUUAAAGUGGAGGGAAACAGGCUUCACUUCAGAGGAACAGGAGGACCAGAGAAGAAAACAUUUGAAGUAGACAUGGAAUUGUACAAAGAUGUUAACUCAGAGACGUCAAAGCAACUCGUGUCGGGCCGGGCGGUCGAAUUCGUGCUCAUGAAGGCCGAGGAGGGCCCCUACUGGCCCCGGUUGCUCAAGGACUCCAAGAAGUGUCACUGGCUGAAGGUAGACUUCAACCGGUGGAAGGACGAGGACGAGAGCGACGACGAAGGAGGUGCCCGCGGUAGUGGCGGUGGCGACAACCCCGACAUCGAGGCGAUGAUGCAACAAAUGGGCGGCCUCGGUGGCGUGGGCGGUAUGGCCGGUAUGCCGGGUAUGGCCGGUAUGCCGGGCAUGGCCGGUAUGCCGGGCAUGGCCGGUAUGCCGGGUAUGGACGCCAUGGCCGGCAUGGGGGGCGACGACAAGGCGGGUGUAGACGAACCGGAGGAGGACUCCGAUGACGGGGACCUGCCCGAUUUGGAGGAUUAGUCGCCGACCACCGGUCAGUGGCGCCGCCCGCCACCUCAACCAGACACAAGCGACGCACCAGCACAGAGCUCAUCAGCACGACUGCCGCUCAGCGGCGGCCGCAGUGACGAACAGGCCGUCUUUGGCGGCCGGCCGCCGUGCGCUGCGCCCCCGUUAUGCUCCGUUCCGAGUUGUCAUGGCGUACCGUACUCCGUUCCUCGUCCCCGCCAUUCACAUGUGUUGUGAUAGCGUUGCGUCCGUGGCGACCCGCCUCCACGGCCGCGGGGCUCUUGUGACCUGAUGUCGGGGUGAAAUGUGCUGGCUGCCGACGCGAGCCGAUUCUGGAUUUUAAAUAAAACCAUAUGUAUUGCUUCACCCAUA
Molecule: messenger RNA, 1093 nt
Organism: Pollicipes pollicipes
Lineage: Eukaryota; Metazoa; Arthropoda; Thecostraca; Pollicipedomorpha; Pollicipedidae
Product: co-chaperone protein daf-41
Exons: 5
Coding region: 101-733 (210 amino acids)
Biological process (GO): chaperone-mediated protein complex assembly; protein folding
Cellular component (GO): nucleus; cytosol
Molecular function (GO): protein-folding chaperone binding; Hsp90 protein binding
Source: RefSeq, a predicted model, not a curated record